AUGGUAAUGCACACCGAUGUGUCUGCUUGGGAUGUGCUUUUGCGUGCCGAAUUGUACUCAUUGCGUCGACAGGGCGCUUUAAAAAUUGGCAGUGCUGCCAAUAGUAGCAGUGGUGGCACAUUAGAUGUUAUACAAAAUCCACAACAACAAUUGCAACAACAACAACAGCAACAACAACAGCUCGAACAAAAUAACCACAAUCGACAACAGCAACAAUUAUCACAACAACAACUUCAACAACAGCUUCCACUGUUACACGAAUCCAACCGGCACUGUGCACGCUGUAACACAGAAUUGGGCCGCAUAACAAAUCGGGGCGCGCCGUGUCGGGUCUGUAAAUUACGUGUAUGUAAAGCUUGCCGCGAGUUUACCACACGCACCACGGAUUGGGUUUGUGUGGUGUGCCACAAGCAAAUGGAAAUACAAGCCGCAAGUGGUGAUUGGUUGAAGGACUAUACCCGUGGCUCUUGUGGAGCUGUUGAUCAUUUGCCUACCAGUGAUGUGCUAAGGAAAAGCAUACGACGUUCUUGGACAAUAUCAAAUCCCGAGGACGAUCCGAAUAAUCCUAAUCAACAAGCUCAAGUUGGCAAUAAAUUAUUUCCUCAACAGCAAAAUUUAAAUGAAACUCAAACCGCUGGCAGUUACCCGUCACUAAUACGCCAUCAACUACCACGAAAUCCUGUGAACUAUAAUCCCGGUAGCGGUAUUAUUGGCGUACAAUCAACAGACUAUCAUAUAAAUCCACAAAGACGUGUGUUACGUCAAUCUACUUUACCUAGCUCUUUACCAAAUAACGAUGCAAAUAAAAGUGGUAGCGGUGUAAACUUAGCAAAUUAUAAUAGUGUCAAUCUAACCGCGCCCACAUCACCGCAUCAAUUGCAGAAGAGUCCUUUGUAUCCGAGCGCAUACAAUAGUGAUGAUAUUAUACAUAUGAGCACUACAGAUUGUGAUAAUUAUACGCAACAAAUGCCUAUUAAUAUACAACAGCAACAAAGUGUGAUAAAUAAUCAAACUCAUCAUCGUUUACAGGUCCGUAGACAAUCAACCUUACCAGCGAAUCCAUGUCAAGCUCCUAUGUAUAUGUCCACAUCUCCAAAUCGCGGUUACAGCCGUUCACCAGAGCGUUCACCGGGUGAGCAACGUUAUCCACCAUUUAUACGACAGACAUCAUUUCCAUGCAAUAUGACAGAGCAACCACAUCUGGGUACAACAGCACCAACUUCUUAUGGUACACCACCACACCGAACUAAAAUUUUACCAUCUUCUCCAAACUAUCCAGGCAGUGCACAAUAUCAGCAACAGCAACAACAACAGCAAGCAGCACAACAACAAUUGUAUGACACACAAGCACCCGUAGAGGAUAUGGAUUACGUGCAACAAAUACCAAAGCCACGUAUGUUGCGACAAGCCACCCUACCCAAUCCAGAUCAACAUGUAAAAUUAUUACCAACCUCACCACCCAAACGCCAAACAUCUCCACAAUAUCGCCGCUCACCUGAGUUCAUGCGUCAACAAACUUUACCCAAUCCUGAAGCAUUUAGUGGUAACUCACUAACCGUACAUCCAGCUGGCGUUACAAAUGCCAACUCACCAGCUAAGUUUAUGCCCAUUUCCCCUCGCCAAAAACAGAACUUCCUCUUCCCAAAUGUACAAAAUCCACGUCAAUUUUUAUCCCAACAAAAUGUGCCAACUGUUGGCAUUGCAGAUACCAGCAGUGGCAGUGGAAGUGGAGAACAAUAUGCAAGCAGUCAGAGCGUAAACAUCCAUCGUGAUCAUGCCAAAAUGAUAAAAGUGCGAAGUCACAGUAAUGAAGAAUAUUCAAUCACUAAACCAUAUCAUCAUUCCGAAAAUAGGCGCAUCUUACCAGAGAUUCCCAUUAAUCGAAGUGUUAGUCGCUCUCCAAGUCGUCUUGUGCGGCAGGAUUGUGUGAAGGAUGAACAUAUGCGCACCUUUGGUGAAGCGAAACAACAAUUCAAUCAAUUUCAAGAUGUUACAGAAGAAGAUGAUAAUCGACCGGAAUAUGCUGAUUAUUUUGUUGACAGCUCCAAUAGUUUUUUGGAAGCAGACGAAGUGCAAUAUGAAAAAACAUAUAACACUGGCUUUAGCAGUGAGCCACGUAUUAUAUAUAAUGAUGGUUCAGAUGAUGGCAGCUAUAAUCAGUAUCAGCGACCAAUUGUACAUAGUUCAGAAAAUGUACUAACAGCACGUGGUUAUGGAUAUGGAUAUGGAACAGAUAGUGAUAGUUUAGCUGGGCACUCAUUGGGUGGUGGUAGUUUAAGUGCAAGUGGUGGUGCCUUACCGCGUACUCCACCACAGCUUCAAAACCGCUUAAGACGGCGACAGUCACGUGAAAUGCAAAUGCAGCAAGAUGAACUUAAUCAGUUGAAUAUGCAAGCAAACAAUGCUGGAGGAGGAGUUGUGCAACCAUUAGUUGGACCUAAUGUCAGUGUCACUAGUGCUCAGCAUGAAACACAUGAACGCCGUAAACCCGAACAAAUGCGUUCAGUAUCAGAAGAUUCUGGCGCAAAAAAUACCCCUAAACCGGUAACAAGACGAUCGUUGUCACACCCCGAAAAGGAGACUCAGGCUCCGAAAAAACCCGAACCAACGAAAAUACCAAGUCCAAAACCUUUAGCUGAUAUUUUGGAUAAAGUACGACAAAAUACGAAAAUACCAACGCCAAGGCGCAGAAAUAGUAGAGGAAAUAUUGCAACCGAAGAAGAAGGCAAUAUAAAAGCAUAUUUAAAUGAACGAAGAAAUUCUGAUUUAUCCGCAAAGACAUUAAACAAAAAACAGGAACAAAAUUCCGUUGAACAAAAAGGACAACAUCCGGUCACAAGCAAAUCCCAAGAGCAAAAAACCGACAUAAAUGCAAAGUCAAGCAAUGUUACAAAAGAUCAAAUGCAAACUGAAAAGAAAACUGACGACGACGAUGAAACCAAUAAAGCCGCCACAACAACGGAUCCGGCGACAAAGCAACACACCACAACCUUGGGAGAGCAGGAGAUACAAAAUGCAGUGGAGGCCGCUGCUGUUAUUUUCAAAAAAGUUGUGCUACAACGUCGUCAAGAGAAAAAGGCUGCCGAAGAGGAUAUUUUCGAUGUGGAAACUUCCUCUGAAUUAGAGUUUAAAUCAAUAACAUUUAAUCAACAAUACAAUAUGGAUGCCGAUGAAUUUAAGGACCGGAAACCAUAA
Messenger RNA from Teleopsis dalmanni, 3195 nucleotides. Its product is annotated as probable serine/threonine-protein kinase yakA. The transcript has 11 exons. The coding region runs from base 1 to 3195 and encodes 1064 amino acids. The record is from RefSeq and is a predicted model, not a curated record. NCBI's taxonomy places the organism in Eukaryota, Metazoa, Arthropoda, Insecta, Diptera, Diopsidae.